This is a messenger RNA of Penicillium alfredii, 2517 nucleotides long. RefSeq lists its product as uncharacterized. NCBI's taxonomy places the organism in Eukaryota, Fungi, Ascomycota, Eurotiomycetes, Eurotiales, Aspergillaceae. The transcript is spliced from 2 exons. The record is from RefSeq and is a predicted model, not a curated record. Gene Ontology annotation, cellular component: nucleus; cytoplasm. Bases 1 to 2517 code for a protein of 838 amino acids.
AUGUUUAUGCUCCGCAACGGUAAGCAACGCGUUGUCUGCCCCGCCAAACCCCUCCAUACCAACGGUUACAUUUCACCUUCGUCAUAUACGGAUAAACUGACAUUCCUCAUUUUCGUGUUGUCAACAGUGAGCAAAUUCCUCUUUGGUGAUACUUCCAAAGAGUCCAUCAUCGAAAUCCCGCAGGGCCAGCUGUAUCUGGUCCGCCCCUUAUCGCCCAAGGGUUAUUCCGAACUCAUAUUCAAAGACGCUGCGGCCACGAUUCGGCGCACUGGUCAAGAAUUCCAGUACCAGCUGGUCAUUCAGAGAGCCUACGAAGAAGGCGAGGAGGAACUCGCAGACGACGAAGACGAAGAAGGCGCCGCGGACGGUCUAGUCGACAAGGACGAGAAGGUCUUUCUGCUUGACCAGACCUUGCACUUCCGCUCGGAGGUUCGUGACGGAGGAUCGAAGAUCUUGGCGUGGGAUGAUCUGAGCGGUGACGCGGGUGAUCUAUUCGAGUUCAUUUGCGACCCCUCAGUCCCAUCGGACAAAGUAGCUACGUUUGAGCUGGCCGCCCUUCAGUGUCAGUACGAGCGUAAGUUCCGUCGCAGCGCCCAGAAGGCUACCGAGGAAGAGCUGCAGGGGUUUUCAUUCCGCGAGGAGAAGCCCAUUCCGUCCGCGAGCCCGGUCUCUUCCCCGACCACGAAAUCGCGUGCGCAUUCCUUGACCUCGGGCGAUUCAGCAGCAGCAAUGGCACGAGACGUCAAGUAUGCUCAGUCUAAGGGCCAACUCAAGUCGGCAGCAGCGGAUGAAGAACCUACCACUGCUCCAGCCUCUGCAGCCCAGCCUGAAGCCAAGGAAGUUCUCAGCAAGGAGAAGGCUGAGCUUCACCUGUUUGACUUUUCCACCGGAUCUUUUGUCCUGCAGGACUCCGACGUGCUGGCAACUGUGACUGAGAUUGGAAACUGGCAGUACUGGCUUCAGAUCAGCGGCAAGGACAAGGAUUGGCUGGGACAGGCAGUUGUGGGCGAUAUCAACCCCGUCUUCAACUUUGAGUAUCUUUCGUUCAUCUUCAAUCACUACUCAGAAGAUGGAGCGGCAUACUCCUGGCUGCUGCGGUUCAAGGACCAGGCCUCCGAAGAGCGGUUCCAGGAGGGCUUGAUGCAGGCGCUCUGGGAACAGCUCAACGAGAUGAAGUGGACCAAAGUCAAGGAGAAUGAUCGAGAAUAUGUCCUUGAUGCAUUCCAAGAUCUCACCAUGGAGGAUGCCGACGACAGGCCGGAAGAAGAAGCAGAGGAGGAGGAGCAGGAGGAAGAGACCGACCAGGAUGAUGGUCAACGCAGCGAGCACUAUGACUCGGACGAGGAAGAAGAGGAUGUGGUGACGCGGGAUGAGGAUGGCAACGUUAAUUCUCAGCUGGCCGUGGGAUACAAGCAUGACCGUUCGUUUGUCGUUCGCGGGUCGAAGAUUGGUGUUUUCAAGCAUACCCCGAACAACAAUCUUGAGUUCUCUACCAACAUUUCCAAGGUGGAAACUCCAAACGGCAAGCUGUUCAGCCCCAAGAAGGUCAUGCUGCACGCGGAGGACCGCAACAUGGUUCUCCAGAAUGCCGACGACCCCAAUUCACUGUACCGCAUGGACUUGGAAUACGGCAAGAUUGUCGAUGAAUGGAAGGUCCAUGAUGACAUUCCCGUCGAUACCUUUGCGCCUGAGAAUAAAUUCGCGCAAUUGACCUCGGCGCAGCCGUUUGUGGGUGCAUCCAAGAAUGCCCUCUACCGGAUCGACCCUCGUGUGUCAGGCAACAAGCUCGUCGAUAGCGAUCUGAAGCAGUAUGCUAGCAAGAACGACUUUUCGGCUCUCGCCACAACCGAGAAGGGGUAUCUUGCUGUCGCGUCGAACAAGGGUGACAUCCGGAUGUUUGAUCGUCUGGGAAUCAAUGCCAAGACUCAUAUUCCAGCUCUGGGCGAACCGAUUAUCGGUCUGGAUGUGUCCGCCGAUGGGCGCUGGGUGCUCGCGACAUGCCGCACCUACUUGCUCCUCAUCGACUCGAUGCAGAAGGAUGGCAAGAAUGAAGGCAAACUCGGAUUCGAACGCUCUUUUGCCAAGGAUUCGAAGCCUCAGCCCCGUCGCCUGGGUCUCCAGCCCGCGCACGUCGCGCAGUUCCAACACGAGACGAAGCAGCCUUUGGCAUUCACCCCGGCCCGCUUCAACACCGGCGUUGACUCCGAGGAAACGUCCAUUAUCACCGCCACCGGCCCCUUCAUCAUUACCUGGGGUUUGAAGAAGAUCAUUGCUGGUCGCAAGGAUCCGUACACCAUCAAGCGCUACGGUGAGAAUGUCAUGGCCGACAACUUCCGGUUUGGCUCCGACAAGAACGUCAUUGUUGCUCUUCCAAACGAGGUCAACAUGGUCGCCAAGCGCAGCUUCCAGAAGCCCACACGCGAGAGCAUUGCUGGCCCAGUCACGCCCAGCCGUGCCCGAAGCGGCCGAUGGGGCAGCCACCUCGGCAAGAACGAUAUUGUCAACUCUCCAUACUAA